Messenger RNA from Drosophila ananassae, 3036 nucleotides. RefSeq names its product stathmin (gene stai). Gene Ontology annotation, cellular component: cytoplasm; neuron projection. Lineage: Eukaryota; Metazoa; Arthropoda; Insecta; Diptera; Drosophilidae. The record is from RefSeq and is a predicted model, not a curated record. The transcript has 7 exons. Gene Ontology annotation, molecular function: tubulin binding. Bases 471 to 1379 code for a protein of 302 amino acids. Gene Ontology annotation, biological process: regulation of microtubule polymerization or depolymerization; microtubule depolymerization; neuron projection development.
CUGCUAUUGAAAAAUUAACAUCGACAUAACUUAGUUUGUGUUUGUCGUUCGCUCUGCUCGCAACAUUUUGACGCUGUCGUGUGCCUUUUUUUCACCAAAAAAAGGACUCAUUUUGGGAGGCUGAAAAAGAAAAUAUAUAGAGACAACCGAAAAACAAAAACAAACACAAGAAACGAUAAUUUGCGUCGCGUAAUAUCCCAUCUGUAUUUUAAGAAAAACUUCUCUCUGUUAAGCUGCUAUAGCUGCGUUUUUUUCUACCAAUUUUCGUAGAGCAUUAAAUCAAUACCAGCCGCCACCAGCAGCAAGUGGUUGUCAUAAAGAGAAAUUCCAAAUUUCCAAUCCAACAACCCGAAAGUGCAAAUCCAAAUUCCUGUGUAAUUGUACCUUAAUCAAAAAAAAAUUAGAGAAAAAAAAAGCAACCAAUAUCAACCCGACAUCAUCGACUAAAUAUAGUUAAGAAAAAAUUCAAAAUGCUGAUUGGAUUAGUACGCGAUUCGGUGAUGCAGUGCUUCUGCCAUACGUGCAGGGCACCCGGAAUUUUGCCAGCGGUAUCGAGAAGAUCUGCGCCAAUUAAGAAAAACAAUAAAAUCCGUUCUAAGCAACCGCGACUUAGCAAGAAAGUCAAAUUUAUAACCACUGAGAUUCGCUGCCAGGAGAAGUCGCGCGGUGGACUGAGCUAUGAGGUCAUCCUGGCCGAGCCGGCACCCAAUGUGGCCGUCCCCAAGCGACCGGUCACCCCCGGCAAGAACGUCAGCGUGGAGGAGAUUGAGCAGAAGUUGAAGGCUGCCGAGGAACGCCGUAUUUCUCUGGAGGCCAAGAAGAUGGCUGAUAUAUCAAACAAGCUGGCCAAGGUUGAGGAGGCAACUCGCAAAAAGGAUGAGAUUACCAAUGAAUUCAUCACUCAGACCAAGGAGCAACUCGAAUCUAAGAUGGAGUUGCAUGUGGAGAAGCGUGAGGCCAUUAUCAGUGAUUUGAAGGAGAAGCUUAAGAUCCACUCUCAGGAAAUCGAGAAGACGCGCGAGACUUUGGAGCAGCAGAAGGCAAAUGAGCAGAAGGCUAUCGAGGAGAAGCUCAAGAUAGCCCAGUCCUUGCGCGAUGAGAAUAUCAAGAAGAUGUUGGAUCGUCUCAAGGAGCAUAACACAAUCAAAAUUGCCGAAAUCAAAUCGCAGAACGAUCAAUUGGAAUGUCAAAAGCUUGAGGAAAAGGCUCGCAUUUAUGAGAACAAAUUGUUUGCCGCCGAGCAGAAGCGCGAAAAGGAACUGCAAAAGAAAAUUGAAAAAGUUCAAAUGCUUGAACGUCGAGCUGAGUUGGUGCGCCAAAACAAGGCUCAGUCGCAGGAUAUCGAUGGCCAGCCCAAUGCAAUUGCCUCAUCUGGUUAGAGAGGACAAUGUGGAGAAUCCAGAGCUGUGCAGAGCGUUAUUACUUUCAAAAAACAAAAAAAUAAUUAAACAACUACAGCAACAACACUGCAAACACCAACACAUUUCAGCAAGAAACCCAAUUUGCUUCAAAAAUUUCAAGUAUUAUAGAAUUUCCCUAUGCGAGCUAAGGCGUCUAACAAGAAAACAUUUACUCAUAAACUGCAAAAAAAAACAAAAAAAAAGAACUCUAACACGGAGGAUUAAGUGCAUACAGCAAAUUAAUGCAAAAUACAUAAGUAAAGGAAAAAUCUACGAUACAGCUCAAGCAUAAACAGAUCUUUGUGAGCUAAUCAUUAAUUCUUCUUUUUGAUUUAUUCUUAAUUUUUUUUUUAAAUUUGAAAACUUUUUGAUUAUGUCUCUAAGAUUAUAUUCAAUCCCGUUUUUAAACUUGUUCGGCUUUAAAUUUUUUUUCAUAUCAUUUUACGAAAAAAACUUGCUACGAAUGUAUUUUGAAAUAAUUUGCAAAAUAAAUAUUGAAUUGCCAUGAUAAAUGCGUUUGCCUCAAUUGCUUUUGCGAAACCUUUAACAAUUAACAAAAUGUACCACUUAAUGAAUAUAUGUGAAAAUAUGUAUAAUUUAACAUUCAAAUUAAUUUAAUAACAUGCAAAAAAUAUGAAUAAACUACUUAUGUUUAAGUUCUCAUUUUUUAUCUACGAAAUAAAUGUCAAACAGAAAAACAAACAAAUAUAUGUUUCAAAUGCUUAAAAAAAUCAAAAAAAUAAAAUAAAAACCAAAAUGCAAGCUAAAUCACUCAAAGUAUUAUUGUUUUAAUUAUGAACAAUAAAAACACACAUUUAGGCAUAAAUAAUGGAAAUGGAAGCUCGAACAAAAAACAAGUAUAUUAUGUAUACACAAAAACAUUUAUGUAAAAUGCAUAUUUUGUCUAACGUGGAGUUAUAUUUAGAGAAAAAGGGCAAAUUUUGGCCGUAAAAUGGGUUUAAAAAAAAUUUACAGGGGGUUAUAAUAAAGAGGAGUAGAUGAUGGAUGCGAAACAAAUGGAAUAUUUAGAAAAACAAAUUUUUCAGAACCUGCUUUCAGAAGUUUUUUUCCCCAAAAAUUCAUUUCGCCCGAAAGAGCGCUGAAAGAGUAGCCUAAAUUUAAAUCAUAUACCGUUAUAAAUGUGUAUUCGUGAAAUAUAAAACAAUGCCUAUACUUAUAAAUAUCCUCAAUGCAAUGCUCUUAAUAAGAACUGCAAUCGAAACAAAGCACUUAUAGAACACGAAUAACUUUCAAAAACAUAUUCAACAAAAAAAGAAAAAAAGUGUGAACUUAAAAGACAAAACCAAAAGCCAUUGCAAGAGCAUCAAUACAAUUGAUAAUGCUUCGAUAUUUACUCAAUUUAUAUUAUUGUAUAAUCAACGCCAAUAAUCAACAACUAAUAAACAUUUUUGUAUGAGAAAGGAGCUAGGGAGGAAUCGAUGAAACGGUUACAUAUUCAAAUCAAUGUUCUCUACACAAAUUCCAGAAAUACGACCGCUUACAAAAAGUCUAGUUUCGCGCAUAAUUUAAAUUAAGUUUACUUAAGCAACAAAUUACUGACGAUAAGCAUACUUAUAAUAUAUGUAUAAUAAAAUGGCAUAAUAAUGGCAUAUAAAUAAAUGAACAAAAAUUUCAA